AUCACUGACUAAAAUCAGGACAAAGUCAUGCUGACUAUUCUUCUAAUCACAGCUAUGCUUGGCCAAGGCCAGUCAUGGGACAGCCUUGGGCUAGACUUCGUCACAGCAUUUCCAGAGAACAUCGCCUUUUACUAUCCAGUUAAUCCAGUGAAUACUCUCAAAAUCACCGCUGUCUAUGCCGACACCACGGUGACAGUCUCCAUCUCAGACAGUACCUGGUCAUACGAGGACACACUGCCAGCAGGAAAGCCUGUAAUUGUGACCCUGCCACAAGGUAUUGAGAAAUACAAUUUCGUUCAAACUCUUCAGACCGUCAAAAUCGAAGGCACGGACCCCAUCGUGGUGCAGUCCGUCAGUCAGCGAGGAGAUAGUGUACAAACCAAUGUCGUUCAGCCUCUGAAAAACCUCGGUACGUUUUAUUCCAUGCCUAGACUGAAUUACACGAACAUGAUUAAUACUCUCUUUGGUUCGGAAAGAAAUGUCAGCAAGAGAUGCAGCUCCUUCAGGCUGGUCAUUAUCAAUGGAGUAGAUAUGGGUAAUUUAAUCACAAUUGUAAAAAAGCCUAAAAACAUUAUUUUCAGUCUCGAUCCGUACGCCGUACUUCAGCUCCAAACCGACGGGACAGAAUUCGCGGUUCACUCUGAUUAUAAAGUAGCUGUGAUGCUGACCCAUCCAUGUGUAGAGUUCUCAUUAUGCAGAUGCAACAUGGUGGUGAACCAACUUUAUCCCGACACUCAGUGGGAUAGCAGAUUCGCUGCACCCGGAUUACUGAACGUUCGGCUACAUCUGACGUCCUCAACGGAUAUCGUUGCCAGUGGCGGGAAUAUACAAUCGGGUACUUUUGAAGCCCAUUCCUCAAAACUCCUGUCUCUCCCAUCUCCCAUAGGAUCUCAGUUCAUCAACACUUCCGAUCCUGCUUCCCUCAGGCUUGUCGGCCUAGGCUUCAUCAUUGAACUGAUCCCGCUAUCCAGGUUCUCUGCGUGCUACCUAGUGCCUGUCAACUCGACAGGUGCCAUGGUCAUCGUGAUAGCAGAAACGGAAUACAGGGAUAGUGUGUAUAUAGAUGAUGGUUUGCUUUCAUCCACUACAUGGAGCACUAUCCGCAAUUCAGAGUACUCGUCUGUAUUAGUGCCUCUUGAUGCCACGCAUGUCAUUUGGCAUCCGUCCACAAAGAUUGCCGUGUAUGUGUUUGAGGACACCACAAAUAUAUAUGGAGGCCCAGCUAUAUCUUUAAGCGCAAACCCUGACCCCGCUGGCUGUCUAGUGGUCCCUUCUAAGCUCAACAUCGUCUCAACACCUCAAACCUGGCCUGAAUCCCAUCAAUACUGUAUGCUCAAAAGGGGCGAGCUUUUCAGUCCGGGCAAUGAAACGGAGCAAAUGGAGAUGGCCGACUUUUUGAAUAGUGAAGGUUUGAAUGAGAGGCUCUGGAUCGGACUGCGCCGUAGUCUGCUGACUUUAGAGUGGUAUCGGCAGAAGGGUAAGGAAGUCCACAAUAUGGCACACACGUGGUGGGGAACCGGGGAGCCACGUGUUGCUGCGGACGGCAUGUGCGCUUCGCUAUUCCCAAAUCCACUCAUGGGUUUCCAUUGGAAAAGUAUGCCCUGCUGUGCUCAGUUGAAGUCUAUCUGCUUCACAAAUGCUCAUUACUUUACUCUGGAUUUACCCUCAAAUAAUAAAGCCAAUAAUUCUAAUAUUAAUGGUAAAGAAAAUGGAAAUCCAUUGUAAAAACUGGCCAGCACAAAAACAAAAUACAAAAUAUUUAAGGAACAAAUCAGUGACAUCUCAAGAUAACAUUUUUGUUUCUUUAUAUUUUACAAUUCAUGGCAUUAAAUGACAUAUUGGUAAUAUACAAACCUACUUAAACUUCCAAAAUAGUUUUGUUAUGCUAGUAACUAAAAAAAAAAAGAAGAUUAUAGAUGCUAGAUCUAAUAUUGGUAGACAUUAAGUUAUUUUGUCACAAAUACCUCAAGGAAGUUCCCACUGCAUUUUUGACCGUGAAUAUAUGUAGAUAUGAUGUACAAUGUUCACACUUUAUCUAUAGGAACAUGAAUUAUAUGUUUAUAUGUAUACUGUAUAACAGAUUUCAAGGUAGAAAGUUGACAUGAAACAUUAGUUAUGAUAGUGUUCCCAAUUUUAAGUGAAAGUGCUUCUCCAAAAAGAAAAAAGUAAGGCGGGGCUUGAUUUUGUCCAUGGGGAAUUGAUUGGAUGGUUGUGGUUUGCUAUUGCCGUGAUCUCAUUUGAGUGACAGGUUGCCCUGCCCUGUAAACUGAUUUCAUUGUGACUUUAAAAUCCAUCUCCACAUAACAUCAUCAUGUUUGUAUGUCAUAUUUGUAUACAUGUCUAGGAAGUUGUAAUAUUCCAAUAAACAAGCAUCCAGACCUCAAA
Pimephales promelas (fathead minnow) is the source of this 2385-nucleotide messenger RNA. Lineage: Eukaryota; Metazoa; Chordata; Actinopteri; Cypriniformes; Leuciscidae. The record is from RefSeq and is a predicted model, not a curated record.